Messenger RNA from Dendrobium catenatum, 2689 nucleotides. RefSeq names its product protein TIC 100. The coding region runs from base 61 to 2541 and encodes 826 amino acids. Lineage: Eukaryota; Viridiplantae; Streptophyta; Magnoliopsida; Asparagales; Orchidaceae. Gene Ontology annotation, cellular component: cytosol. The record is from RefSeq and is a predicted model, not a curated record. The transcript is spliced from 11 exons.
UUAUCCUCUCCCAUAGUUUGCCUGCACAGCGUAACUCCUCUGCUCUCCGGCGCGUCGGAAAUGGCGGACUCUAGCAUGAGUACGGCGGAUGAUCGAGAAGUCGACCAGGAAACAAUGGAGGAAAAGGACGAAGAAGAAGAGAAAUCCUCAGGAGACGAGGCUUCUUCUUCAUCGUCAUCCUCGGAGUCGGAGUACGAUUCUGAGUACUCCGAAGACGAGGGAGACUACUACGAUGAGUAUUCGUCGUCCGAUGAGAAGGACAACUCACCAGAGACUAACUUACGGCGAUUUUCAGAGGCCCUUGGUAACCGCACCAACCGGAAGCUGGAGGAGGAGCAGGAGAAAGACUACAGCGAUCCCGAGGAGAUGUUCGACUUCCCUAAGGACCCGGAGAAUUGGAGGGAGGAGGAUCUUAGGGAGCUUUGGGCCGACGUUCCCCUGGGGAUUGGGGAGCCUGGCUGGGAUCCUGUCUUUGCUGAGGAAGACGAGUGGGAGGCCAUUAAUCAGGCGGUUAAGGAGGGGAAGAAUCCACUCAUUGCACCGUUCUACGUCCCAUACCGCAAGCCUUUCCCGGUGAUUCCCGACGACCACCAUGAUAUCUCUAAUCCGAAGUCUGUGAUAGAGGAGCUUGACCGGAUUGAGGAGUUUCUCAAGUGGGUCAGCUUUGUUUUUGACGAUGGAAGCACAUAUGAAGGAACCGUUUGGGAUGAUUGUGCCCAUGGAAAAGGCGUAUAUGUUGAAGAGCGAGGGCUUGUCAGGUAUGAAGGAGAGUGGCUUCGAAAUGAAAUGGAGGGCCAUGGCGUUGUAGAAGUUGAUAUUCCUGAUGUGCAACCUGUGCCGGGAUCAGUUCUGGAAGCCAAAAUGCGUGAAGAAGGUAGGAUCAUAACUAGAGAUUUUAUGACACCAGAAGAUAGAAGAUGGUUAGAAAUGGACAUAGAAGAUACCCUCCACCUGGUUGGUGGUAACAGGGAAAUUCCGUUCUAUGAAAAUGAUGAAUGGGUCAAGGUUUUUGGCAAAAAGCCGGAGAAAGGUCGAUAUCGAUAUGCAGGCCAAUGGAAGCAUAGCCGAAUGCAUGGCUGUGGAGUAUUUGAAGUAAAUGAACGUAUAAUAUAUGGAAGGUUCUACUUUGGUAAGCUUGUAGAGGAUUCAUCUGGCUGUGAUGAAGAUGUGUCCGCGUUGCAUGCAGGCAUUGCAGAAGUAGCUGCAGCAAAGGCACGAAUGUUUGUUAACAAGCCUGAUGGGAUGGUCCGGGAAGAGCGAGGCCCCUAUGGUGAUCCUCAACAUCCCUACUUCUAUGAAGAAGAUGAUGUGUGGAUGGCCCCUGGAUUUAUUAACCAAUUCUAUGAAGUUCCUGAUUACUGGAAAACCUAUGUUGAAGAAGUUGAUCAGGAAAGAGAAAUGUGGCUGAACUCUUUCUAUAAAGCUCCAUUAAGAAUUCCAAUGCCCGCUGAGCUUGAAUAUUGGUGGUCUAAAGAUCCUGACAAUCCUGAAUUCAUUCUUAUCAAUGAUGAGCCUGAGCCGGAUCCUGAAGACCCUUCAAAACUCAUAUAUAAAGAAGAUCCUCUCAUUCUCCACACCCCAACUGGUAGGCUUAUCAAUUAUGUAGAAGAUGAGGAGCAUGGCUUGCGGUUAUUCUGGCAGCCAUAUCUAGAAAAGGGAGAGGAUAUUGACCUUAACAAAGUAGUUUUCUUACCACUUGGAUAUGAUGAGUUUUAUGGGCGAUCUCCAUCUGGUGAAAAGAAGCAAACUGGCUUGGCAAAGCUAAUUACAUCAGCUGAGAAUGCUCUGAAGCCUAUUUUUGAGAGGUUGGAUAAGUGGGUUGAGGAGAAGAAGAGAACCAGCGAUAUGAAACAGAAGCUUAUUGAAAAGGAACUUGGAUAUAUUGAGGCUGAGAUUUGCCUGGAAGAGGAAAUGGAAGAUUUGGAAAUGGUUUUGAAGAUGAAGCAGCAAGAGGAAGAGAGAAAAGCUCCUGAAGCUGAUGACAAAGGGGAAUUUCCUGAGGCUGGGCAGGAUGAAGAUCAGGAUGACGAUGGUGAGGAUGAAGAAGACGAAGGGGCACCAACGAGUUUCGGUUCGGUAAGUGAUCAGCAAAUAGAUGAGCAAAAUAAGUCAGGGAGGUCUUCUUUCUCGUCCUUGACAAUGUCAUUUGGCUCCUUUGGCUGGCCUUCAUCGUUGCCAUGCAAAUUACAAGAAUCGUUUUCUGUGUGGAAAAAAGCAAUAAAGCUGGUGUCUCAGCCAUCUUUGCAUGGAAACUUUUGCAAAUCUUUGAAUCAGAAAGAAACACUGAGUUUUAACUCAGUGAAGAUGCCGAUCAAGCCUCGGUCGAAGCUUAUACUGAGAGCAGUGCAUGAAGGAAGGGGUGAGUGGAGCAGAAGCAAGCGCCAUUGCCAGCUGAGCUCCUUAGCUUGGCUUCUUUCCUCUCAAAACUCUUCCAAAAGUUCAAAGAUGAACUCCAUCACUGGUAAGAAAUCUAGAUUUGGUCAUGAUAUUAACAUACUUUCUCUUCAUAUGCCACUCUCUGAUGCUACCAUUUUUCAUUAACAUAUUGUUCUGUAUGUUCUUUUCAACAAAAGAUUCAUUUCAAUUUUGAUUUCUGUUCUAUUUCUGAGUAACAAUACAUUGUAGUUCUUUGAUUUGAUCAUGGAAAUGAGGGCAUAAAUUUGAUCUAUCUAUCAAUUUUUUGUUCUAA